AACCAGCUUGAACAAUGAAGAGGACCCUGGUGUAAGGCCGGGACCGCAACUAAAAAGGACUACAGUUCCCAGAGGGCAGUGCGCCAACUCCAAGUGGAGGUCGGGUUGCGGGGCAUGCUAGGAAUUGUAGUGUCAGCCGCUUUCACAAUCUAGGCUGUUUCGAAGAUAUAAAGCUUCUUUUUCUUGAGACUGUAUUUGGCCAUUUUGGCAGAUGUCGCGGCUGAAGGGUGUAGAACUUGUUAUUUGUGUCCUUGAGAAAUUUCAAGGACCAACUGCAAGCCAGCAAAUUUAGAAGAGUCAAGACCUUCAGUGAGCUUUCUGUCGAUUGGGUGGUCCAAACAGCAGGAUGGGAUAAAGGCAGGACUGAGCCAGGCUGGGCUACAGAAAAAGGGCGGAGCCUCCAGGCAGUCUCUUGGCAACCGGAUCUGGCUGCCAAACCGCCAAACCUUGAGGCGCAAUGACCUCUGGGAAUUGUAGUUCAGUUGGAAGGGCCUUUUAGGAGCCUCGUGACUGCAGGCCCGCAGUCUGCGGACUACAACUCCCGAAAUCAACCAUGAGGGCGAAUGGGUGGGAAGGGCCCCCAGCGAGCUCCGACCGGGAUUCCAUGCUCCCCAGUGACAGCAGCGGCAGGAAGCUGGCGGGUGCUACUCCGGCGCCAAGGCCUCUGGUUCCCCGAAGGGCGACAUCGGACAUUUCCCUACGUAACUCCCAUCUCUGGGCCCCGAGUCUGUGCAUGGCGAAGUCCCCGGAGAACUCUACCCUGGAGGAGAUUCUAGGGCAGUAUCAACGGAGUCUCCGGGAACGUGCAAAUAGAAGCAUUCACCAACUGAAAUGUGCCCUGAGAGAAGGUGAUGUCACCGUUGGAGAAGAUGCUGCGGGUCCCAGUGUGGAAAAUGAGGAAAAUGAGGAAAAUGAGGACGCUGGGACUGCCUGGCAUGAACUGCGACACAGCCAUGCCGUUAAUCAGCUCAAAGCUUUGUUGCGCCAACAAGCAACUAAGGAAAGUGAGGUGUCUCCAUCAAGAAGGCGAAAAGUGUCCCCUCUGCGGGCGUCAGAAGAUGAGGAAGCCAACGUGCCUACCAUCCACAAUCUUGUUCCGAUCAUCAAUGACCAGUCUCAGUACAUUCAUCAUUUAGAGGCAGAAGUCAAGUUCUGCAAGGAGGAACUCUCUGGAAUGAAAAACAGGGUACAAGUAGUUGUGCUUGAAAAUGAAAGUCUCCAACAAGAGCUGAAAUCUCAAAGACAAGAGGAAGCAAUGAAGGAACAAACACUUCUGGAUGCAUCUGGAAACAUGCAGAAUUCUUGGAUUACAACAGGUGAAGAUUCUGGGGUGGGUGAAGCUGCCAAGAGACGAUUCUCCCAUGGCAAUGCGGAUAUUGUCGUAGGUGCAUCUGCUGGGGAAGCUGAAAAAUGGAAACUAGAACUGGAGAGGCUGAAACUUACUUAUGAAGAAAAGACUGAAGCCCUAGAAUCUCAAUUGAAAUUUUUAAGGAAAGACGUAGCUGAAUAUCAGAAAAAUUGUGAAGAUCUUAAAGAGCGACUGAAGCAUAAAGAGUCUCUCCUCGCUGCGAGUACUUCUAACUGGGUUGGUGGCCUGUGUUUGAAAUGUGCUCAGCACGAAGCUGUUCUUUCCCAAACCCAUAAUAAUGUUCACGUGCAGACCAUUGAAAGACUGACUAAGGAAAGAGAUGACUUAAUGUCCGCACUAGUUUCCGUCAGGAGCAUCUUGACAGACGUGCAGGAAAGAGAAGCCGGCGCUUAUGAGCAGGUGAAGCAAGCCGUGCAAGUGGCCGAGGAAGCCAAUUUCGAGAAGACCAAGGCUUUAAUCCAAUGUGAACAGUUGAAGAACGAACUGGAGAGGCAGAAAGAGCGACUUGAAAAAGAACUCGCAUCGCGCAGAAAAAGGGCCUUUGAGAAAGAGAUGAUGAAAAAGGACCUAACAAAAGAAAAGGAGGACCUGGGAUCAAAGAUAUUGUCCCUGUCUCAAAAUAUUGCCCAACUGGAGGUCCAGGUUGAAAAGGUUACAAGAGAGAAGAUUUCAGCUAUUAAUCAACUAGAGGAAAUUCAAAACCAGCUUGCUUCCAAGGAAAUGGAUGUCACAAAGGUGUGUGGGGAAAUGCGCUAUCAGUUGAAUAAAACCAAAAUGGAGAAGGAUGAGGCAGAGAAGGAGCACAGAGAGUACAGAGCAAAAACUAAAAGGGAUCUUGAAAUGAAAGAUCAGGAAAUAGAGAAAUUGAGAUUAGAAGUCAGUGAAAGCAAACAGCACUUGGAACGGGAGCAGCAGAAGGCAGCCGGGGCCAGAGAGGCGUGCCUGCAAACUCCAGAUCUGCUGAGCGCGUCCCAGCACCAACUGCACCUUUGUAGACUGGAAAAAGAUAGCAUUCAGCAGAGGCUUAGCAACGAAGCAAAGGCCCAAGCCCUUCAGGCCCAGCAAAGGGAACAGGAGCUGACACAGAAGAUACAGCAAAUGGAGGCCCAGCAUGACAAAACUGAAAAUGAACAGUAUUCACUGCUGACCUCCCAGAAUACAUUUUUGACAAAGUUAAAGGAAGAGUGCUGUGCAUUAGCCAAGAAACUGGAACAAAUCUCCCAAAAAAGCAGAUCUGAAAUAGCUCAGCUCAGUCAAGAGAAAAGGUAUACGUAUGACAAACUGGAAAAGCUACAGAGAAGAAAUGAUGAAUUGGAGAAACAGUGUGUCCAACAUGGGAGACUACAUGAGAUAAUGAAGCAAAGGCUGAAGCAGCUGGACAAGCACAGCCAGGCCACGGCCCUUCAGCUGGUGCAGCUUCUCAACAAGCAGAAUCAGCUUCUGCUGGAGAGACAGAGUCUGCAGGAGGAGGUGGGGCGUCUGAGAUCCCAGUUACCCAGCAUGCCACAAUCUGAUUGCUGACCUGGAUGAAACAGAGUGAAAUAAAUGGUUUACAAAGAGAUAUUUACAUUCAUCUGAUUUGUUCGUGAGAUGCCACAGAGCACCACGACCUUCCCGGUGGCCGGCGCCCCGGACGGCAGCAGGCGGCCAGGUCAGCCGCGUCUACUGCCCAGCGGUGCCCGUGCGGCCAGGCCCCGCGCCGGACCAGGAGACCUCCUGCAGUUAUGUUCGCAGAAAUGGCUUGAAGUUAACUGUGUUCUGAUAAAUCUGCUCAUUUGUAUCCUGUUACACAUGUGAAUUUCAAUAAAUGAACUUUUUUAAAGACCUGAAUUGAAGCGUUUCCUUUUACCUUGUAGUGAUGAACGAAACACAC
Molecule: messenger RNA, 3242 nt
Organism: Lynx canadensis (Canada lynx)
Lineage: Eukaryota; Metazoa; Chordata; Mammalia; Carnivora; Felidae
Gene: SDCCAG8
Product: SHH signaling and ciliogenesis regulator SDCCAG8
Biological process (GO): centrosome cycle; neuron migration; tube formation
Cellular component (GO): centriole; centrosome
Source: RefSeq, a predicted model, not a curated record